AUGGCCGAGGCAGUGAGAAGAUCAGCAAAGAGGACGCGCGAAGUGUUUGCAGCAGAAUUUGGACAAAUAUCAGCCCUGGAAAAGGCUCCACAGCCGGCAGCAGCCCCGAGUGAGCCCUCACCGUUUGAAAGAGCACAGAAAGCGAGUGUGGCUGCGAGAAUACGGGGCGAAUAUGCGGAUUGUAAGGAGCUGCCAGCAAUUCUGGCUCAGAAGCAGGCAGGCGCACAGGCGGGUCUGGCUGCGAGGCGGAAGAAGCCAAAGACAACCGAAGAUGCGAGUGAUCCACAGAUGGCGAAGAUGAUUGAAGAUGCGUCAGAAACGAAGGCACAGAAACAGCGGCCGAACGGCACGUCCACGGAGUUGAUGAGGAUGGAUGGAAACAACGGCGCAAAAGCGCCUCCAAAUGCAAAUGGACCUACGCCGCAACGAAACACACCGGGGACAAGUCUAGUCAGACGAGAUACAGUGCGGCAACAGAAACCAGAUUGGCACCCACCGUGGAAGUUAUUCCGUGUCAUUUCAGGCCAUUUGGGGUGGGUUCGAGCUCUGGCUAUGGAACCUGGCAAUCAAUGGUUCGCAUCUGGAGCUGGUGACCGGACUAUCAAAAUUUGGGAUCUUGCGACAGGCACUCUUAAGCUUACACUUACUGGGCACAUCUCGUCAGUGAGAGGCCUGGCUGUGAGUCCUCGACACCCAUACUUGUUCAGCUGUGGCGAGGACAAGAUGGUGAAAUGCUGGGAUCUCGAAACGAACAAGGUCAUUCGUCACUACCACGGCCACUUAUCUGGUGUCUACACACUUAGCUUACAUCCUACGCUUGAUGUACUUUGCACUGGAGGUAGAGAUGGAGUAGUGAGGGUAUGGGAUAUGCGGACGAGAUCGAACAUUCACGUACUCAGCGGUCAUAAGCAGACUGUGUCAAGCAUCGUCACCCAAGCUACAGAUCCACAAGUCAUCUCUGGAAGCUUGGACAGCACGAUUCGAAUGUAUGAUCUGGCGGCUGGCAAGACGAUGGGAACACUUACCCAUCACAAGAAGGGCGUCCGAUCACUCGUCACUCAUCCAACAGAAUUCACGUUUGCCUCAGCAUCACCCGGUCAAAUCAAGCAGUGGCUCUGCCCCAAAGGCGACUUCAUGAUGAACUUCGAGGGCCACAACAGCGUCAUCAAUUCUCUUGCUGUCAACGAAGACAACGUACUUUUUAGCGGAGGUGAUAAUGGAAGUGUUGCAUUCUGGGACUGGAAGACUGGUCAUCGAUUCCAGUACGAGGACAGCAUCGCUCAGCCAGGAUCUUUGGAUGCAGAGGCUGGAAUCAUGACCAGCACAUUUGACCAUACAGGACUGCGAUUAAUUACUGGUGAGGCGGACAAGACGAUCAAGGUCUGGAAGCAGGAUGAAACUGCGACCGAGGAGACUCAUCCUUUGGAUUGGCGACCUACAUUGGGCAGGCAGAAAUUUUAG
Molecule: messenger RNA, 1461 nt
Organism: Pseudocercospora fijiensis CIRAD86
Lineage: Eukaryota; Fungi; Ascomycota; Dothideomycetes; Mycosphaerellales; Mycosphaerellaceae
Exons: 2
Coding region: 1-1461 (486 amino acids)
Biological process (GO): mRNA splicing, via spliceosome
Cellular component (GO): precatalytic spliceosome; Prp19 complex; catalytic step 2 spliceosome
Molecular function (GO): protein binding
Source: RefSeq, a predicted model, not a curated record